Arachis stenosperma is the source of this 1571-nucleotide messenger RNA. Its product is annotated as kinetochore protein NUF2 homolog. Gene Ontology annotation, cellular component: Ndc80 complex; kinetochore. Gene Ontology annotation, biological process: attachment of mitotic spindle microtubules to kinetochore; kinetochore organization; mitotic spindle organization. The transcript has 11 exons. The coding region runs from base 59 to 1417 and encodes 452 amino acids. Gene Ontology annotation, molecular function: protein-containing complex binding. The record is from RefSeq and is a predicted model, not a curated record. NCBI's taxonomy places the organism in Eukaryota, Viridiplantae, Streptophyta, Magnoliopsida, Fabales, Fabaceae.
ACCGUCCGGCAUUCUCAGUCUGCCGAUUUUGCUUCUGGGGAAGAAGAAGACAACGACAAUGGCGACGUCGAAGUUCGAGUACCCAAGGCUUUCAAGACCAGAGAUAAUCACAACCUUAGCGCAAUUGCAGAUUGCCAACAUGAUUGAGCAAGACUUCAUCCACCCAAACCCUGACUUGAUCUUCGAACUCUAUACUCGCCUCCUCCUCCACCUCGACUUUCUUGAGGAAGAGAAUGAGCAGCUUGAUUUUGAAGCGGUGUCGAAUUUCGAUGAUCCUGAACUUCACAUGGAGUCCAUCCGCGCUAUAAAACUGCACUACAGGAUUAAGGAGGUGCUGGCCAUACUCGAGUGCCCUGGGAAGUUCACGUUCACGUUCGCUGAUCUCCUUUUGCCGGACACUCAGCGCACCGAGUUUUUCAUCGGCGCUAUUGUCAAUUUUGUUCUCUAUAGGGAAGGGAAAUUGGUUGAGAUAUCAAAAAUUGGAGACGAAGUCAGCGCUCUGGAGGAGCAGCGAAUAAAUUUGGAGGAGAAUGAGAUUCCUCAGGUGAAAUCAGAGAUUUCCAACUUAAAUGAAGCUAGGGAAAAAGAGAUGGCUGUUGUUCAGGAGGUUGAUGCAAAGGUUGCGGAACUUCGUAACACUAUCAUGACCCUUAAUAAAAAUCAGGUGUCACUGAGGACUACUUUAAAGAAGUCAAAGGACCAGGCAGAAGAAAUGGAUGCGAAGAUUUCUAAUGCUGAAUUUACACUGUCACAAAAUGCUCAAGAAAAUGAGAAUCUACGUUCAAAAAUUGCCCAAUCACCUGACAAAAUUCAGAGGGCUUUAGAAGAGAAGAAAUUAGCUCGAGAAGAGGCAAUGAAAGCUGAAAGGUUGGCAAUGCAAACUUUCCAUGAGAAGACUUCUCUCCUUGAAGUUUAUUCAAAGGUUGGCAAGAAAAUGUCAAAGCACCACAAGCAAAUGCUGGCUAUAAAGGAACAGGUAAAUUCUGCUAAAUCGGUUGAAAAGGAGCUUAAAGCUUUGAAAGCUAAACUUAGCGAUGAACAAGUAUUGGAGAAGUCCCUCGAGUCCAAAUUGGCUGAAAAACAAAGUAAAGUUUUGCAGAUGGAAGAAACGAAAAGGCAGGUAGAGAAAGAGUGCAUUAUUAUGCGGGAAAAAUCAACAAAAUACCUAAAUGGUACAACAUCCGAUGUGGAAUAUAAGAAACGUGAUAUUGAAACAAGACGGAGAAAUGUUGAGGCCGUGUUAGAAGAGGUGGAUGCUACAAAUGGUAAAAUAAAGUCAGUAAAGGAAUCUGGAGCUGCUAAAGUGGAACUGUUAGGUCACAAGUCUGAAGAGAUAAUCGAAGAGUUUCGAAAGUAUGCAAACUCGAUUGCACUUGUGGUUGAAUCUGGGCCAGAAGGCGUUGGUUUUGAUAUUUAACAUCGGAAGCAAUUUGCAAUACAUCCUUUACUUUUGCUAAAACACAACAGUGAAGCAUCUUUAUUUCAUUUUGUAUAUAUAUUUUUUAUGAAGAUAAUAUAGACCUGAAGUUUGUGAUCUUUGAUGAAAGGGCAGUAUGGACAAAUCAAACUAU